GAGAGGCCAGAGCACACUCAUCCAACAAUUUCAUAUUCGAUCAACUCUUCUUUUUCUCUUACAAUUAUAAUCAAGUUCUAACACGAAAAAUGGCUGAGGCACUCAUCUCUGUGCUUCUGGAGCAAUUGGCUUCAGUAGUAUAUCAACACACAAAUGAAGCGGUGAAACUGGUUUUGAAUGCUGACAAAGAUGUUAAAAGUUUCAGCAGCAAGCUCAAAGCCAUCCAGGCUGUGCUUGAGGAUGCCGAGAAGAAACAAGUGACAGAGGCCAGCGUGGGCGACUGGUUGCAGAAGCUCAAAGAUGUGUCGUACGAGAUGGACGACGUGCUAGAUGAGUGGAACACUGAACUUCUCAGACAACAAGCGGAGGAGAAGCAAGAGGUGGAAGGAGAUAAUGCUCUUGUUACCAAGAAGAAGGUACGUUUCCCCACGUCCUCCGGUUGCUUUUGUUUUGGUCAAGUCAAUAAGGUCAUUCAUCAUCAUAACAUAGCUAGAAGGAUAAAGGAACUGAAUGAGAAGUUAACUUUGAUUGCUGCUGAAAGAGAAAUGUAUGGCUUUCAUCAAUCCACAAUAGGUGGCCAUCAUGAGCAGUUUAUUCAACGACAGACUUCAUCUUUGGUCGAUGUAUCUACGAUAUUUGGCCGAGAAGAAGAAGAAGAGUAUUUGUUGAGCAAGUUGUUGAGAGAGAGUAAUCAAGAUGGGGGGAUGUUCCUUGUCAUCCCUAUUGUAGGGAUGGGAGGGAUGGGGAAAACUACUCUUGCCCAACUGGCCUAUAACAAUGAAAAGAUUACAGCCCAUUUCAACAAGAAAGUAUGGGUUUGUGUCUCAGACCCUUUUGAUGAGGUUAAGAUUGCGAAAGCGAUCAUUGAAAAUCUAGAUGGAACCCAAAGCAGUUCAAAUGAGUUGGAAAUUUUAUUGCAAUCUAUCAAGAGACAUGUUGAGGAUGAGAAGUUUCUUCUUGUACUAGAUGAUGUGUGGACGGAAGACCCUAAAAAGUGGGAAAAUUUGAAACUACCAAUUAUAAUGCAAAGUUGUGCUAAGGGCAGUACAAUACUGGUGACCACGCGAAAAGAAGGGGUUGCUAAAAUGAUGAGAGCAACCAAAAGCACAAUCCAUUUGGACAAGUUGAGCGAUAGGGAUUGUCUCGCAUUGUUCAAUAGCUUUGCAUUUUUGGAUAGGGAAGAAGAUGAGGCUAACGGGUUUGGAGCUAUUGGUGAGGAAAUUGUGAAAAAGUGUAAAGGUUUGCCUCUUGCCGCAAAGACUUUAGGCAGUCUAGUGUGGUAUAAGAAAACAAGAGAGGAAUGGCGGGAUGUUCUGAAUAGUAAGAUAUGGGAACUAGAAGAAGUUGAGGAACAAGUUUUCCGACCACUAUUACUAAGUUAUUAUGAUUUGGCCCCUGCAAUUAAAAGAUGCCUUUUGUAUUGUGCUAUAUUUCCUAAAGAUUAUGAGUUAAGAAAAGAAAAUUUGAUUGAGCUUUGGAUGUCACAAGGUUAUCUUAAUUCAAAGGGAAACAAAGAUAAGAGAAGAAUAGGUCAAUAUUAUUUUGAGAGUCUAGUAAUGCGGUCUUUCUUUCAAGAUUUUAGAAAAGAUAAGAGGGGACUUGUUAGGUGCAAAAUGCAUGAUAUUGUGCAUGACUUUGUGCAGUUUCUUACUAAAAAAGAGUGCAUUUUUAUAGAAGCAGUUGAGGGUGCUAAUCAAAGAAUGGAGCUACCGGGUGAUAAAGUUCGUCAUUUGACCCUAACAAGUGUACCCGAAGGUACACUUUCAUUUCCUACUUCAUUUGACAACUGCAAAAAUGUACGAACCCUCACACUCCUUGAUUCAAGCAUUACAACCAUAAGCCCGGGUUCAAUUAUGCAAAUGAAAUGCCUCAGGACAUUGAAUUUACGUCGUAACAAGCUCAAUGAAGUUCCAAAAGAGAUUGGUGAAUUGAUUCAUUUGAGAUAUAUGGAUCUGUCUUAUAAUCGUGAUUUCAAAGAAUUACCGGAUGCUGUGUGUGAUUUAUACACUCUACAAACUCUGGUCCUGGAGUUCUGUAAUAAACUAGAGAAACUACCCAAGGCAAUGGGAAAGUUGAUUAACUUGAAGCAUCUAUAUGUUGGGGGUUGUUCUAAGCUGAGGUACUUACCAAAAGGGAUUGGGAGUUUGAAAAGUCUGCAAGUACUGGACUGCUUUUAUGUAUGUGAGGGUGAUGAUGAAGCAUUGAAAUUAGGAGAUCUCGGAAUCAUGGACCAGCUCCAGGGGCGCCUUUGGAUACAAGGAUUGGGGAAAGAUGAUGCGAGAGAGAUUGAGAAAGCACAGUUGGGGAAUAAGGAGCACCUCUCUCAUUUGGGAAUAUGGUUCCCAAUUGAAUAUUGUCGAGAGCAGAGAAAAGGUGAUUCAGAAAUGGUGAAAGCAUUGCAACCACAUCAAAAUUUGGAAUCUUUAUCCAUUUUGUGGUGCCAUGGCACCAUCGAUUCUCUCUAUUGGAUCAAGUCUUUACGCAAUUUGAGAAAACUUUAUCUCACUUACUGGAGAUUUUGUGAAGUUUUGCCUCCUCUUGGAAAAUUGCCAUCGCUUGAAAUUCUGGAGAUACAAGAUAUGGAAAAAGUGAAAAAGGUGGGAAUUGAAUUUGUGGGAAUAGAAGAAGAAGAAGAAGUCUCAGGAAUUCUUUUCCCCAAAUUGAAACAACUUUCUCUUCGUAGCAUGCCCAACUGGGAAGAGUGGGCCUUUCUUUCUGAAAUCACAAUAAUGCCAUGCCUUUCUGAGUUGCGAAUUGAUUGGUGCCCAAAGCUAAAAGCACUGCCAGAGUUCCUCUACAAGAUAACAGCACUGCGUACUUUGAUUAUCCUGGAUUGUCCAAUUCUGGAAGGAGAACACAAAAAAGGCGUCAACAUUUCUCACAUCCCAAACCUCACAAUCCAAUCUGGAUAGUGGAACUGAACAUGUAUCGAUCACCAAAUGCAAAAUUCUGAAUGAAUCUUUACUUUAGUAUUAAUUAUCUGAGCAUAAUCUAGUUUAUAGAUUACUACUCUAAUUUUAUAAUCUAGUUUAAAGGAAGCUUUCUCUGCAAUCUGUAUGUUAACAAUAAGCAGCCAGCAGGGAGCUCGGUAAUUGGUGUUUCUACAAAUGGACCGUUCAAAUGCUGCCAUCUCAAUUAUUGAAGCCUACUUGAAGGUAAAUACAAGGACUGAAAAAUCGAAAAAAUCGGCGAAAUUUCCGGCGAAAUUUCGUUUUUUUUUUUUUAGGCCCGAUUACCAUGACAAUUUCGGUCAAAAUUUUCGAUAUCUCUCGAUAUUUCCGAUAUUUCCCGAAAUUUUCGAUAUUUCCCGAUAUUUCCCCAUACAUUCCAAAA
Molecule: messenger RNA, 3333 nt
Organism: Rosa chinensis
Lineage: Eukaryota; Viridiplantae; Streptophyta; Magnoliopsida; Rosales; Rosaceae
Product: putative disease resistance protein RGA1
Exons: 1
Coding region: 90-2912 (940 amino acids)
Biological process (GO): defense response to other organism
Molecular function (GO): protein binding; ADP binding
Source: RefSeq, a predicted model, not a curated record